Diceros bicornis minor is the source of this 1987-nucleotide messenger RNA. It is a transcript of the gene NIM1K, whose product is annotated as NIM1 serine/threonine protein kinase. Gene Ontology annotation, biological process: microtubule cytoskeleton organization; intracellular signal transduction; protein phosphorylation. Bases 565 to 1875 code for a protein of 436 amino acids. Gene Ontology annotation, cellular component: cytoplasm. Lineage: Eukaryota; Metazoa; Chordata; Mammalia; Perissodactyla; Rhinocerotidae. The transcript has 3 exons. The record is from RefSeq and is a predicted model, not a curated record. Gene Ontology annotation, molecular function: tau-protein kinase activity; ATP binding; protein serine/threonine kinase activity.
UCCGGGGCCCUGUAAUUUGACAGGAAGACAAGUGGAAAAUGAAGGUCAGAGAUGAGCACAAGCAGCAGGGACUUGGGGGCCUCUGUGGGGCUAAUACACAGCAGAGUGAAAGAUUCUCUGGCCAUCAAAAGAAAUAGCAAACUGAAGCCUUUGUCCUGGGACACAGCUGCCUACCACAGAGCAUCGGACUGCACGGCCAGCCGGAGAGUUCCUGGAGCUUGCUCAGGGAAGUGGCAGUGGUAACUGGAUGUGUGUCUGUGCAGUUAGAGCUGGGAAGUUCAACGUGAAGGAAGGUGUGAAACGCCUCCAGUGAGGUGGGCAGUUUUGGCUUGGCUGGGUGCGCUCUGCUGGCCCAUUUGCCUCUGCCCUUCUCUGACUGAAGCCAAGAAGAGGGUUGCUCACCAAGGAGUCUUUGCCCAGCUCUGCAGGCCAGCUCUCACAGACACAGGGCUCUGGCCAUCCUUAACUCCUAUCUCACACCCACUGGGCCUCUUCCACUCCUCUCCAACCUGCCCUUGAUCUGUGCCCCUUUGCUGAGAUGGAGAUGUGAGCCCGCGGUGGACGAUGACUGCAGUGUAUGUGAAUGGAGGCAGCCUGCUGAACCCCCAUUAUGCCAGGUGGGAUCGGCGGGAUAGUGUGGAAAGUGGCUGUCAGACGGAGUGCAGCAAGGAGGAUGAGGAGGGACAGCCUCGCCAGCUGACCCCCUUUGAGAAGCUGACACAGGACAUGUUCCAAGAUGAGAAGGUGGUGAGAGAGAUCACAUUGGGGAAACGGAUUGGCUUCUACCGAAUCCGAGGGGAAAUUGGAAGUGGGAACUUUUCCCAAGUCAAGCUCGGGAUUCACUCCCUAACCAAAGAAAAGGUGGCCAUUAAGAUCCUGGACAAGACCAAGUUAGACCAGAAAACCCAAAGACUACUAUCGCGCGAAAUCUCCAGCAUGGAAAAACUGCACCAUCCCAACAUCAUCCGCCUUUACGAAGUCGUGGAGACCUUAUCUAAGCUUCACCUGGUGAUGGAGUAUGCAGGGGGUGGGGAGCUCUUUGGGAAAAUUAGCACCGAAGGGAAGUUCUCAGAACCAGAAAGCAAGCUCAUCUUCUCCCAGAUUGUGUCUGCCGUGAAGCACAUGCAUGAAAACCAAAUUAUUCAUAGAGAUCUGAAAGCUGAAAAUGUAUUCUAUACCAGUAAUACUUGCGUGAAAGUGGGCGAUUUUGGAUUCAGCACAGUUAGUAAAAAAGGUGAAAUGCUGAACACCUUCUGUGGGUCUCCUCCCUACGCUGCACCCGAACUUUUCCGAGACGAGCACUACGUCGGCGUCUAUGUGGAUAUCUGGGCCUUGGGGGUGCUUCUGUACUUCAUGGUGACUGGCACCAUGCCAUUUCGGGCGGAGACGGUGGCCAAACUGAAGAAGAGCAUCCUGGAGGGCACGUACAGCGUGCCGCCGCACGUGUCGGCGCCCUGCCUCCGCCUUAUCCGGGGCGUCCUGCAGCCCACGCCCACUGAGAGGUACGGGAUCGACUCCAUCAUGAACAAUGAAUGGAUGCAAGGGGUGCCAUACCCCACCCCUUUGGAACCUUUCCAGCUGGACCCCAAACACUUGUCAGAAACCAGCACCCUCAAAGAAGAAGAAAAUGAGGUCAAAAGCACUUUAGAACAUUUGGGUAUUACAGAAGAGCAUAUUCGGAAUAACCAAGGGAGAGAUGCCCGAAGCUCCAUCACAGGGGUCUAUCGCAUCAUUUUACACAGAGUCCAAAGGAAAAAGGCUUUGGAAAGUGUCCCAAUAAUGAUACUACCAGACCCUAAAGAAAGGGACCUAAAGAAAGGGUUCCGUGUCUACAGAGGCAUAAGACACACAUCUAAAUUUUGUUCAAUUUUAUAAAUUGCAUUAGACUGCUGGUAAUUAACCAAGAUCAUUGUUGCUGCUUUUAAACUUUUUCACAGACAACUUGGGUGGAGACAUUUUUCUAAUUUUUAAAUAAAUUUAAAUUUAA